Haplochromis burtoni (Burton's mouthbrooder) is the source of this 3285-nucleotide messenger RNA. RefSeq names its product c-mer proto-oncogene tyrosine kinase a (gene mertka). Gene Ontology annotation, molecular function: protein binding; ATP binding; transmembrane receptor protein tyrosine kinase activity. Gene Ontology annotation, biological process: cell migration; positive regulation of kinase activity; nervous system development. The transcript is spliced from 19 exons. NCBI's taxonomy places the organism in Eukaryota, Metazoa, Chordata, Actinopteri, Cichliformes, Cichlidae. Gene Ontology annotation, cellular component: signaling receptor complex. The record is from RefSeq and is a predicted model, not a curated record. Bases 175 to 2976 code for a protein of 933 amino acids.
AGCUACGUGGUGUUGCAACUAUUUACACAAGCGACGCUGAAGCCACUCUGCUGGGUGAUGUUGGAUAUUGUGGCAGCUGAAUUGUGCGUUUUGGCACAAUCCCGUCAUAUUUAAAACGCUUGCGGACCUGUGCUGUGGGACGAAAAGAAGCAGUUUAAGUUCUCGGGACCGGUCAUGGCAAAGAAAUCAGAAAAACCCGAUUGGGUGGUUUUGUUUUCUACGACUAUAGCAAUACUUGUGUGGAUUCCCGUCAGCGCACAACCUUCCAGGACCUCGGAGCCUCUUGUGAUACCUCGAGUUGUUUCUCGGAUGUAUCUGAGUCCAGAUGAGCUCAGGAAACUCCGCUUUAAGCCCACCGUAGGCACCAUUCAGCUGUCAGAGGGCCAUGAAGCCAAACUGAACUGUUCCAUUGAAAUUCCUGAUACCAGACUGGAGCCCGCCAUCCUGUGGGUGAAGGAUAGUAAGGAGCUGUCGCCAAACAUCCAUGUGGUGAUGAAUGAGCUCCACUCCAUCACAGAUGGGGUAUCAACUCUCCUCUCCACUGUCAUCAUUAAACAUGUGCAGAGAGUGGAUGCUGGAGAUUAUCGAUGCCGACUGAGUAUCAGCAACAUGUUGGUAGAGUCUGAUCCGAUCAGCAUUCGGGUAGAAGGUCUGCCAACAUUUGUCAAGCAACCAGAGGACAAGAACGUAACAAAAUACACACCUUUCACCCUGUCCUGUGAAGCGGUGGGACCACCAGGCCCUGUUCAUAUCCGCUGGUUCCGUGAUGGAUCACCUUAUACUGAGGUUUUCAGCUCUCCCAGCAACUUCUCUGUACCAGGUGUGGAUAAAUACACUCGGUUCAGCUGUGAAGCUAACAACACAAAGGGCAUCACCACAUCCAGAGAAGCACACGUCAAUGUUAAAGUUCGUGCCAGACCUCCCACUCAUGUUACUGUGACAGAGAGGCAGUCCAAUAAGCUGACGUUGAGCUGGACUCCUGGGCACGAUGGCUUCUCUCCACUCACCACGUGCCGAAUCAGAGUUAGAGAGGUCAGUCGGAGGGAAGGGGAAGUGACGACCACCAGGUUCAUCAACGUCACAGUGCCGCCUUUUCACAGUGAAGUCCCUGGACUGCAGGCUAUGACAAAGUACAACCUGAGUGUUUCCUGCAGUAACGAACAGGGCGCCUCUCCAAACAGCAAGUGGGUCGAGAGCAACACCACAGAAGGAGUGCCAUCAAUUCAUCCCGGAAAUGUCACAGUGCAGCUUGAAGGCUCGAGCUUGGUGAUCGAGUGGAAACCUCCGCCCAGCGAUAAGAUAAACGGGAUCCUAAGUGGUUAUGAUGUCAUUGUUAGAUAUGGCACACGCCAGAAAAAGGUCCAUAGUCUUACCACUUGGACACGUGUGGCUGUGGAGGAAUUCAACAAAACCUACAGUGUGGAGGUGGCCGCAUGCACGCAGGCAGGAAGAGGCAUGGUCAGCCCACGAGUUGAAUUGUUUGUGCCAGAGGACAAAUCCACCGUACGCCCUUCAUCCGGCCCUGAGACAGCGGUAGCACACACCAACCAUGUUGUGGGGAUCGUGAUUUGUACCGUCUUUGUCCUGCUGAUCAUCCUCUCUGGGGUUCUCUAUUUUCGGAACAAGGCUUAUGACUCCUGUUUUGGGCAGCGGUGCAGAGAUGAAGAAAUGCUGCCGCCUGUCAUACAGUACACGCAACAGAGGUCCUACAACCGAUCAGCCAUAGGAGUCACUCUUGAGAACCUUGGGAUCAGUGAGGAACUGCAGGCCAAACUUCAGGAUGUGAUGGUAAUGAGAACUCUGCUCUCAGUGGGGAAGGUUCUUGGAGAGGGUGAGUUUGGUUCAGUGGUGGAAGGUCAUUUCACACAACCAGAUGGCACUUCAGAAAAGGUUGCCGUGAAGACAAUGAAAUUGGAUAGUUUUUCUCAAAGGGAGAUUGAAGAGUUCCUGAAUGAGGCCGCUUGCAUGAAAGAUUUCAACCAUCCUAAUGUCAUCAAACUGCUCGGUGUAUGCUUGGAAGUAGGCUCAGCACACUUUCCUAAACCCAUGGUAAUUCUGCCGUUUAUGAAACACGGAGAUCUGCAUAGCUUCCUGCUGCGUUCACGCCAUAGAGAGACUCCAAUGUUCUUGCCCACUCAGACACUCCUGAAGUUCAUGGUUGACAUUGCUUCGGGUAUGGAGUAUCUCAGUGGUCGUAACUUUCUGCAUCGAGACCUGGCGGCACGCAACUGCAUGCUGCGUGACGACAUGACAGUGUGUGUAGCAGACUUUGGACUAUCUAAGAAGAUCUACAGUGGUGAUUAUUACAGGCAGGGAAGAAUUGCGAAAAUGCCUGUAAAAUGGAUCGCAUUAGAGAGUCUGGCAGACAGAGUUUUUACUGUAAAGAGUGAUGUGUGGGCGUUUGGUGUCACCAUGUGGGAAAUUGCUACAAGAGGCAUGACGCCGUACCCUGGAGUCCAAAACCAUGAAAUUUAUGAUUAUCUAGUUGAAGGACACAGACUGAAGCAGCCCCCAGACUGUUUGGAUGAACUGUAUGAAAUCAUGUACAGCUGCUGGAGAGCCGAUCCGCUAGACCGACCCUUCUUUCCCCAGCUGCGAGAAAUGUUGGAAAAGCUCGCCGAAAAGCUUCCAGAGUCUUCCAGCAGGGAUGAUAUCAUUUAUAUCAACACCAGCUUUCCUGAGGAGGACCCCGAUCGAGAGGCAUUUCAAGCAGAGCCUCCUGUGUUGAGCUCCUCACCUUGCUGCAGCCGCAUGGCAGCAGAAAAUACAGUAGUUACCGCGGACAUUCACGGGAGCGUGGCGGAUGACCAGGAUGAUGGCAGCGAUCGCUAUGUGGUGGUGAUUUCCUCCAGUGCGCCCCCGAGAGCUGCAACAGUGGAUACGCCUCUCUUGUCAGAUGAUUCUUUAAGUCAAGCAAAUGGGACCACUGCAACAGCGAUGGAUCACAGCUUAUAUGACCCCGCCUUCAUGCUAUAGCAUUUGGUACUGAGCAGUUACAGCCCUCGCAUGGGUUGACAGUACUAAUAAUUUUGUCUUGUUGUACUGGAAGCACCUGCACAUUUCCUGCUAUGGACUUUCAUAGAUUGUUGGAGAGGCAUUUUAUGCUUUAAAUGGCCAGCCUACAUGUCAGUGUUUGUUUUUGCUUAUACUUUUUUUUUUUUUGCGUGUCAACCUCAAACACACUCAUGCACAUGUUCGAUAAGCUUAUGAUACUCUGAAAUGUGAAAAGUAUUUACUGUAUUGACUUCUGUGUUGCAGUGUAAAUAGAACAUUGUACAGAACAUU